Parathielavia appendiculata is the source of this 1398-nucleotide messenger RNA. RefSeq names its product peptide-N4-(N-acetyl-beta-glucosaminyl)asparagine amidase. Gene Ontology annotation, molecular function: peptide-N4-(N-acetyl-beta-glucosaminyl)asparagine amidase activity. Lineage: Eukaryota; Fungi; Ascomycota; Sordariomycetes; Sordariales; Chaetomiaceae. Gene Ontology annotation, cellular component: nucleus; cytosol. The transcript has 2 exons. Gene Ontology annotation, biological process: glycoprotein catabolic process; protein quality control for misfolded or incompletely synthesized proteins; protein deglycosylation. The record is from RefSeq and is a predicted model, not a curated record. Bases 1 to 1398 code for a protein of 465 amino acids.
AUGGAUGCGAAUAGGAGUGAUGGUCCUCCAGGCGGAGGACAGUACGGCGAUGAAUGGGCUCACGAUUUGAGGGUGCAGUUUGAGCAACUUCUCCGGACAAAGCGAUUAACCGAGCUUCAAACUCGAUCUCGCCAAGGGUCUCCUGCGCCCACGGUCAGCGCCUCGUCUGGGAAAUUGCCAGAUGCGCAGUCAUCCGACCGCGCCAGGCGAGGGACAUCGGAUAUGCAAACGCCGCCGCCAUACUCCGUCGCCCGAAACCUUCCCAUGGUUCCGACUCCGCCGGCGCCCGAUGACCGCGAGUCAACCAAAUUCAGGAACCUGCUGAUAUCUCUAUCCGCGACGCCGACCAAGUACGAGAACCCCGGCCUGCUCGACGAAGCCCUGCAAGCGCUCCCGCUGGACAGGUUAUACAGUGAGGCCGAGGAGGAGAGCCAGGUGCUUCGAGCCCAGGCCGAAAGCAUGGGGGAUGGGCGCAAACCGGAAUGGGGCUACCAGGACUGUCUCGUACGGGCCUUGCUCAGGUGGUUCAAGAACGAAUUCUUCACUUGGGUCAACAAUCCGCAGUGCCCGGUCUGCUUUUCGCCGACGAUUGCGCAGGGCAUGACACAGCCGACACCCGAAGAAAAGGCAUGCGGCGCUCUGCGCGUCGAACUCUACCGUUGCUCGAAUCCCAGCUGCAAGGCAUAUGAACGCUUUCCCCGGUACAGCGAUGUUUGGCGCCUCAUGCAGACCCGUCGCGGGCGAUGCGGCGAGUGGGCAAACUGCUUCAGCAUGCUCUGUCGGGCAAUCGGUGCCCGCGUCCGCUGGGUAUGGAAUGCCGAGGACCAUGUCUGGACCGAGGUCUAUUCGGUUCACCAGGAGCGGUGGAUACACGUGGAUGCCUGCGAAGAGGCCUGGGACAACCCUAGGUUGUACACCGAGGGGUGGGGCAAGAAAAUGUCGUACUGCAUCGCCUUUUCCUACGACGGCGCGACCGAUGUGACCAGGCGCUACGUGCGCAAGCCCGAGUAUUACAACGAACGCAACCGGUGCCCAGAAGAGGUCUUGCUCUACAUCAUGCAGGAGAUCAAACACCUACGUCGGGCCAACCUGGAUAAGCAGACGCGCUUUCAGCUCGAGAAGGAGGACACGAGAGAAGAUAAGGAGCUACGCAGUUACGUGGUCGCUUCAAUCACGCAAGCCGUGACUCAACUUGUGCCGACACCCACCGCCGGUCCGAGCGCUAGCACCCCGGCGAGGCGAGGCGGAACCUCGUCUGGCGACGAUACCAAGGUUCCCGUAUCUGCCGAUCUACCCGGCCGACAGAGCGGCAACGCUGAAUGGGUGGCUGCGCGCGGAGAGAACGGCAGGCGCAACCAAGGCUUCCCCCCUCCUCAUCAAGGCCCACCAUUCCCCUGA